Messenger RNA from Aspergillus affinis, 2877 nucleotides. RefSeq lists its product as uncharacterized. NCBI's taxonomy places the organism in Eukaryota, Fungi, Ascomycota, Eurotiomycetes, Eurotiales, Aspergillaceae. The record is from RefSeq and is a predicted model, not a curated record. The transcript has 8 exons. The coding region runs from base 1 to 2877 and encodes 958 amino acids.
AUGAACGUCUGGUCCCUGCUCCCAUUUCUGGGCCUGCUUCUUGGAGUCCAGUCGCGAGAAUGCACUCCCCCAUUUGACCGUAGUUAUUUCAACGUCACCGACCAACACUACAUCGAUGCUCUGUCUUCCUCGUGCACGGUCAUGCUCGGUUCUCUCUUGAUAGCCACCAACUUUACGGGCCAGUUCUUGCUGCCUAACAUCACCAACAUCACGGGAAGCAUCAUGCUGGACUGGUGGGAUUGGAAACCGACGCCUAACGUGACAUCUAUCGAUCUACCGGACCUUCAGUACCUAGAAAGCAGCAUAGAGGUGGCGGCCUUAUCCGACACGCUAGAGAGAAUAUCCAUACCGAAGCUCGAGUAUCUACGAUCUAUGAUAUUGGAACAGUACAUCGACAACGCGGAGGUGGAUUUCAGAGGACUCCAGACGGCAGAUGUUCUCUACGUGAGGGGUAAUUAUUCGAAAGUAAGCUUCGACUCUCUGCAGAAUGUCACCGAUUUUUUAUCUAUCUGCAAUCAAGGAGUGUGCAGCUACAUGUUUUCUGCGGAAACGGGUCCGGCCCCACGUCGCGCAAUGGAGGUGUCUCUGCCAAAUCUUGAAGUCGCGCACAAACUGACAAUUGCGGGGGAUCUAUCAGAACUCAUUGCACCCAAACUAUCUAAUGCGAAUCUCAUCAUCCAAUCAGCGAAUACCUCUGUAGAGUUUGACUUUCCUCACUUGACAUACAGCCACGAUUGGCUCGAUCUAGAGGGUCAUAUCACAAGACUUUCCAUUCCUCGUCUCGACGACGUCGCCGGUGUUCUGAAAAUCCAGUCGAGUUACCCUCUCAACGUCACCCUGCCACUCACCAAAGGCGAUUCUAUCAUUUUUCACGGACAAAUCGAAGACGUCUCCUUUCCCAACCUCAAAACCUUUGACUCUGUUCAUAUCGAAACCGAUCUCCCACUCGACUGUGAUUCGGUUGUCUACCGAAUCAACGAAACUUCCAGAGAACCUCACAGCGACUACAGUCUGGGAUGCAAAUCGCCAUACGAGAAGCCAUCGGGAGGACUGUCUACUAAAGCAAAGAUAGCUAUUGGAGUCGUGGUGGGGGUUGUCGGGCUGGGUAUCAUCGUCGGGGGUAUUUUGUUCUGGAAGAAGAAACGGGUGACGAAGAAGAAGACUGGGUCGGAGGUAGAGCUGACUACGUUUGGCACUGGACCGCGGAGAGAAGAACCUGGACAGGGACCGGCAGAGGCAGAAGUGGUGCAUGAUCCGCCUCCGCCGUAUACGAGGGACAAGACCCAAGCCAUGGACGAGAAAGACCUGAAAGCAUGCUAUCGACCGCCCUUACCCCCUCGGCCGUCGUCCCGCACCCCGUCCACGCAGUCACAGCACCACCCCACGGAUGAAAAGCACCUGUAUGAUUAUACCGCCCACGCGCCUGUGCCGGGCCCGACGCAUACCACGCAGGAUGGGUUUGCUGGGUUCACGUAUGCGCAUUCGCCGUUCGAUCCGCCCCCGCUUCCGGCGUAUAGUGAGCGUCCGGAACCGCCUACUUUGAUUCGGAAUCAGAUUGAGGAUGGGCCGCGGGAGGGGAAGUUGCCGUGUGUUAUUCCGCAAACAUCCCACACCCUCCACGGCACAAUCUACCGCCCCUUCGCGCGCGCCUACCCCCCGGCCCUCGCCACAACAACAGCAACCUACAACGACCUCCCAACAAGCAAAACCUACCAAGGCCCCGCCACCGUCUACCAAAACGGCACAAUCACCCAAACCGACUUCCUCGCCUUCAUCGACGGCCUGAACGCCGUCUGGCUCGCCCAUCCGUACCUGCAAGCCGCCAGCGCCACAACGAGCAUUUUCGGCUUCGUGCCGCUCUUGGAGAUUCAGCUUGCGGCGUUGGGCGUGCAGGUCGCGACGGAGUUGGGGAGUGUUAAGUUGUCGCAGAUGCGGACGCAGGCUUAUUUGAGACUUGCGAAUGAGGAGUUGUUUGUGCCCAGGGGGUUGAGGGUGCAGGUGCUGAAGACGAGGAAGAUGAUGGAGGUGGUAGGGGUUCCGGAGGGGGUUUUUGAGGUUGGAGGGGGGAAGGAGGGGGGGAGGGAUGGGGAGGGGGAGGAGGUUUUUGAGGAUCAUUCUCAUGAUGAUGAUGAUGUUCAGGGUGGUGAAGGAAAGGGUAAGGGGAAAGGCAAGCGUAAGGAGGACGGAUAUCCACCACCACCACAAUCGCCAUCCUCACCCCUCCCACCCUACCAUCCAUCUUCAUCUUCAAGCACCAACGGAGACUCUCACAACAAACAACAACAACAACCCCCCUCCCCAACCCAGUUCACCAACAACAAUGAAACCGAAGCCAACGACCCCCAACUCCGCCGCAUGUCCGCACUCCACGGCUACGUCCAACCCCUAAACUUCACCGCCGACCUGCCCCUCUCAGAGAACUGGCUCAAACGAGCCUCAGAGAAGCAAUCGCGGGUGUUCGCCUCUCGCCAAAACGCGAUCUUCAGCGGAAAGCGCGACAAAGCGACGAGAUUGGCCACCGAGGCAGAGGAAGCGUCGCGCGAGCUGGACGCGAAACUGGCCGAGGUGGAGACCGCGCAGGGCGAGAUCCGGGCUCGGGCGCGGGACCGGCUGGAGGGACCGCUGGGGGAGUCGAUGCAGGGGAGGUUGAUUGUGCAGGAGGACAUGGAGAAGGAGAUGCGGAAGUGGGAGAAGAAAAGGGAGAAGAUUGAUAAGGAGCGGGAGAAGCGGGUGACGAGGAAAUUGGCGCAGAGUCAGAGGGGCUUGGAGAGGGUGGAGAAGCGCGAGAUGAAAGUGGCGCAGAGGGUGAUGUGGGUGGUUGUGACGGAGGAUGAUGGGAGGGGGUGGGAGAAUCAUUUGUGGGAGGAUUCGGAUUAA